Columba livia (rock pigeon) is the source of this 2557-nucleotide messenger RNA. RefSeq names its product cyclin dependent kinase 5 regulatory subunit 1 (gene CDK5R1). Gene Ontology annotation, cellular component: protein kinase 5 complex; growth cone; cytoplasm. Gene Ontology annotation, molecular function: cyclin-dependent protein serine/threonine kinase activator activity; protein kinase binding. The transcript has a single exon. NCBI's taxonomy places the organism in Eukaryota, Metazoa, Chordata, Aves, Columbiformes, Columbidae. Gene Ontology annotation, biological process: axon guidance; brain development. The record is from RefSeq and is a predicted model, not a curated record. The coding region runs from base 122 to 1009 and encodes 295 amino acids.
GGGGCCAGGCGCGGCGCUGAGCGGCGGCGGCGGCGGCGGAGCGGGCAGCGAGCGCGGGGCCGCGCCGGGGGCCGGGGCCGGGGCCGGGGCGGGCGGCGGGGCCCGCCGGUCGGCCGGCGCCAUGGGCACGGUGCUGUCGCUGUCGCCGAGCUACCGGAAGGCCCCGCUGUUCGAGGAGGGGGCGGCCACGGUGGGGCACUACACGGCGGUGCAGAACAGCAAGAACGCCAAGGAGAAGGGCCUGAAGCGGCACUCGCUGAUCUCGGUGCUGCCCUGGAAGCGCAUCGCCGCCGUCUCCGCCAAGAAGAAGAGCUCCAAGAAGGUGCAGCCCAACGGCGGCUACCAGAGCAACGUCACCCACCUCAACAACGAGAACCUGAAGAAGUCGCUCUCCUGCGCCAACCUCGCCACCUUCGCCCCCCCGCCGGCCCCCGCCGCCGCCGCCCUCGCCUCGGCGCAGAAGGCGCCACCGGCCGCGCCCGCAGCCGCCGCCGCGACCCCGCGGAGGGUGGUGGUGCAGGCGUCCACCAGCGAGCUGCUGCGCUGCCUGGGCGAGUUCCUGUGCCGCCGCUGCUACCGGCUGAAGCACCUCUCGCCCACCGACCCGGUGCUCUGGCUGCGCUCCGUGGACCGCUCGCUGCUGCUGCAGGGCUGGCAGGACCAGGGCUUCAUCACGCCGGCCAACGUGGUCUUCCUCUACAUGCUGUGCCGGGAUGUCAUCUCGGCCGAGGUGGCCAGCGACCACGAACUGCAGGCAGUGCUGCUCACCUGCCUGUACCUCUCCUACUCCUACAUGGGCAACGAGAUCUCCUACCCGCUCAAGCCCUUCCUGGUGGAGAGCUGUAAGGAGGCCUUCUGGGACCGCUGCCUCUCCAUCAUCGACCUCAUGAGCCCCAAGAUGCUGCAGGUCAACGCCGACCCGCACUACUUCACCCAGGUCUUCGCCGACCUCAAGAAGGAAAGCGGCGCCGAGGAGAAGGGCCGGCUGCUCAUCGGCCUCGACCGGUGAGCGCCCGCCCGCCCCGCCGGGUACCGUGGCCGCUCCGGGCCCCGCACCGGGGACGCUCCCGGCCCCGCCUGGACUCGCUUCGUUCGCCCCGACCCGUCUCGGAGCCGCUUCCCGGGUUUUUUCUUUCCGGGCGGGGGGAGGCGGGAGCUGCGGCCCUGGGGAUGGGGGGGGCCGGAGCGCAGACCCCCCGCUGUCCCCCUUCUCCCCCCGCCCCGGGCAGCUGCUUCCCAUCCGUCUCCCCCUCCCCAUCCUGCGGGCCCGGGGAUGAUGCGGUUUCACCACCGGAUUCAUUUCAGCAAAUUGUGUGUUUGCGGGGGGGGGGGGAAAUCCCCCAAAUGAGCAUCAUCCCCCCCCACCCCUCCGACCUCCGCGGGCGGGGACGGCCCCGGGUUCGGUCACCGAGACAAAGGCCGGGGGGGGGAAGGAAAAUGGGGAAAACAUAUAGGCUAUAGGCUUCACCGGAGGCUGAACGGGCCCAUCGGGACUCACCGGGAACGGGACGGAGACGCGGGGACCCCCCUCCCGACCCCCAACCCCUCCCCUUAAUUUAUUUUCUUUGAAGAGACUCGAAUUUCCCGAGCGGGUUCUGGGCGAAGGGAGGAAACAAACAAACUGCUACUGUAUCAUGACAUCAAUGUGAAAUGUCUUGUUCCCAUCGUGCACUGAUCAUGAGUAUUGUGUAAAGGAUCUACUUGAGUGUGCAAGCAAGGAAAGAAUCUACAUGCUGCUAUAUGAAUACUUUUAGAACAAAAAAACAAACCACAAACUACUAACCUAUGGGGGGGGAAAGAGAUAAAACAACAAACCUUCUUUAUUCUUUCAUUGUUGCUUUUCCAGUGGUAUCGCGCAUGCAAACAGGAGCAUUUUGUGUCUUCAAAAAUAAAAGGAAAAAAACGUAAAAAAAAAGAAAAAUAACCAUAAUCAAAAGAAAAAACCUUAAGGAGUGAUGGCUGUAAAAACGCCGCCCAUGCACAAAGAGCUGCCGCCCCGGCCCCGCGGGCUGGGUCCCCAUGGGCCGGGGUCCCCAUGGGCCGGGGUCCCCAUUGGCCAUGGUCCCCAUUGGCCAUGGUCCCCAUGGGCCGUGGUCCCCGUGGGCUGGGUCCCCAUGGCCUGGGGCUCAUCAGGCUGUUUGGGUUGAUUGAGUUUUCUCCGUGUGCGCAGUUCUGGUUCAGUUCUGGUCCAUCGGGCGUCGAACCCGCGGCCGAGAGGGACAAAUAACGUGCCAUUUCUUUUUCUUUGGUAUUUUUCACGUGAAGCUCUUCGCCGCUGUACAGUGGACCCGCUACCGAUACAUGUGUACGUACCUUUUUUUAGUGCAAUCUCUUCCGUAGCUCUUUGUUGACCAAAUUGGUGGGUAUUGUUACUUCUUAAUUUAUAUGCGUCUCAUUUUUGUAUGUAUGUGUAUAGUGCGUUUGUAAGUAUGUGUGGUUUAUAACCCGGCCGGCUGUGUCAUGGGGCUCAGUGUGCCUGUAAUUUAAUCCCCCUCCCCUUAUUUUUAUUUAUUUUUGUACUGUGCUGAUGAAAUAAAAAUGCACUGACCAUCCAUUA